AUGCUCGAGAAGAAAAUCCAGAACUUCCACGAACAGCUGAUGUGCGAGUACGACAAGCUCGCAUCCGCCCAAAGCUCACACCUCGAAGCUCGAAAACAACUUCACAAGCUACGCGAAGAUCAUCGAGAACUAGUACGCGGCAGAGGCGACAUGACCAUGGUGAUGGAAAGAAGCCUCGUGGAGACGCUCAGAAGAGAGAUCCAGAAUGUGAGCCACGAUACUGCACUUUGCAUGGAAGAAGUGGAAGAUAUCAACAGAGAGACAGCGACGCUAAAGAACACACUUCAAAAUUGUGAGGGUGUGAAGAAUCCAGUCGUUGAGCAGUUUACUCCACGGAAUAAGGCCAGAAGACAAGAUCUGAGGGCAAAGUUCGCUGAUGAGUCGGAGCUUGUGAGGGUUGCAUCGUCGUCUAGAUUAUCUGAUAGAACUUGGCGAGUAGGUUGA
Molecule: messenger RNA, 444 nt
Organism: Glarea lozoyensis ATCC 20868
Lineage: Eukaryota; Fungi; Ascomycota; Leotiomycetes; Helotiales; Helotiaceae
Exons: 1
Coding region: 1-444 (147 amino acids)
Source: RefSeq, a predicted model, not a curated record